Messenger RNA from Rattus norvegicus (Norway rat), 1863 nucleotides. It is a transcript of the gene Clec2d2l1, whose product is annotated as C-type lectin domain family 2 member D2 like 1. Lineage: Eukaryota; Metazoa; Chordata; Mammalia; Rodentia; Muridae. Gene Ontology annotation, cellular component: plasma membrane. The record is from RefSeq and is a predicted model, not a curated record.
UAGUAUGGACUUUGUUACUUAAAUGUGUUUGCGGGAAGUGCAACCAACAGCAAACUUCUCAGUAUCCUCUUCCCAGGCAGUUGAAUUUGCACUCCGCCUACUUUCAGAAAGUGCUAUAAACUUGCACCCAACAAGCAGUGAGGCUGGGAUUUACAGUGAUCACUCAGAGUAAUUAAAGUGCAGCAGCCAUGGGGCAGAGGCAGGUGUUGUAGAGUGUUAAGUUUGAAGUUAUCAUCAUCACCCGCCCCCCAAAGCCCCCUAUCCGGGUACAGCAGUCUUACUGAUUCCCUCAGGCUUUCCCUUCUAGAAUUUCCUUUCAAGAAUGACCGAGUUUUCCACUGGCUGGCUGCACUGGCCACAUACUUGAAUCUGAGUUUCCUGAUUCUGCACAGGAAAAGGGCUCCUUUGAAUAGGUUUCCAGAUUCCUGGAAGAUUCACUGGAUGAACAUGAACAGGCUCAGGUACAUCCAGGCACCCAGCACACACCUAAAGUGCCCCUUGUCCAAACCCCACCUUCCUUUUCAGACUCGCACAGCAGGGGGUGUAUUCCCCCCUUCCCCACACUUUCAAGUGUCAGAAAUUCUCCCUCUGUUUAGGACACUGGUGUGUGGUAUACUCUUUGUGGACUGAAAUCACUCUUGUGGCCACAGUGAACAAUCUUGGUCCUAGUGUUGGAUAUUGUAUGAUACACAGUUUUUUUCAGUGGGGGGGGGGGGGCUGAGAUUUAUCACACCUGCAAAGCUAUCUACAGAUUUAGUUCAUAAUAAAUAAUGAAAAAGAACAUUGAAGAUUUCUACUUAAAACUGCAUUCUCUCCAUUUUGAAAAAUAUAUAUUUUAUUCUUUAACUCUCUUCCCCUUUAAUUUAAGGAAACAUGUAUUUUUUUAAUGUAUAUGGGUGCUUUUCCUGUAUGUCUGUGUGCACUACGGCAUGCCUGGUUUCCACAGAGGUGAGAAGAAAGUGUUGAAUCCCCUGGAAUCAGACUUAGACAAUUGUGAGCCACCAUGCAUAUGCUGGGAGUGAACCAAGUUCUCUCUCUAUAAGGGCAGGAAGUGUCCUCCACUUCUGAGCCAUGAUUCCACCCCCAACUUAAUAUUUUUGUUUAGGAAUAAAGUAGCAAAUUUCUUGAAGCACAGAGUUCACAACUGUUGCUAGAUCCAGGGCCUAGUGUCAGCCUGAGGAUCUCAGGCCAAGCUCCUCCAGACUGGACAGCCUACCUGCUGUGAUGGUUGGAAACACUGUUCUGGGAGGUAGGGGACAAGCUGAAGAGGAGGGAGAUCUAACCAUGUCUCCCUUGAAUCCUAGGCCAUACUCAAUGUCGUCCAGUGCACACCUACAGGAUGCUCCCCCACUCCUCUCCGGGACCCUUACACAGAAUGAAGGACAGACCUCCUUGAGGCAGAGUAGCAGCUGUGGUCCGUCUGCUGCCUCUGCCUCUGAGUCAUUGUCAGGUUACACCGAGUCAAGAAUUCCUCACAGUAAAGUGCGCCAAGGAAAGGGUCUCAGAAGCAUCUUCCCUGAGUCUCGUGUUAAGCGUUACUGCUGCUAUGGAGGAGUGAUCACAGUCGUUGCUAUAGCUAUAGUUGUUCCUCUUUCUGUUACUUUGUCAGUAAAACAGAUGGAACAAACCUCAAUCAAUAAUACCUUCGCUGCCUCAAUCAAUAAUACCUCCGCUGCCUCAAUCAAUAAUACCUCUGCUGCUUGCCCGAGCAACUGGACUGAAUAUGAAUUUCCUAAAGAGAUACAAAGGGAGUUCGGGUUACUGGAUCGGUCUGCACAGAGAGUCAUCAGAGCACCCUUGGAAGUGGACAGACAAUACUCAGUAUAACAACUUGGUUCCCAUCCGAGGAGAUGGACAAUGUGG